AUGAUUCUUUCCGUAUGCAUUCGAACAUUAAGUCGAGUAGAACGAAUGCUCGUCGGAUCACCAAACACUGGAACUAAAUUGUUGAAAGCUUCACGUUCGAGCUUGUCGACGUUACCAACGACUGAACCUCGAACGGCUUCCUCAUCCAGAACGGUUAUAUGUCAGAUCGUGUCUCCUACGUUUUGUGAUUCUCGAGGAGUCGCUUAUGGUGGUGCUGUAAUGAGCCUGAUUGAUAUUACAGCUGGUGUCGCUUCCAAGAAACAUUCUGGAUUGAAUGUCGUUACUGCAUCGGUGGACUCGGUCGCGUUUGCUGAACCGUUACGGGAGGGUGAGAUUGUUAACGUCAGAGCAAGCGUGAAUAGAGCAUGGAACACCUCUAUGGAAGUCGGUGUUCGCGUCGAAGCAGAAGACCCGAAAACUGGAGACAAGAAAUUCUGUUGUCACGCAUACCUGACGUUUGUGGGUCUAAAAGCACUAGGUCAACCAUCAGCUGUUCCGGCAGUGAUGGCUGAAACGGAAAAUGAGAAGAGGAGAUAUAAUGAAGCAGACCAACGACGAACUGAACGCAACGAGAGGCGCAGACGGCUGCCUCCCAUAACAGCUAUUGGUACUAGGCGAAAUGGGUUUAUGGAUACACCACAGGUGUCUAGGAGCAAGAAGAGCGGUAAACAGAAUGGGUUGCCAGCGAAACCGGCUUCAGAGUCGUAUUCUGAGACCGUACAAAUUGUAUUUCCUGGUGAUGCAAACAGCAGCAAUGUCUUGUUUGGUGGAAACAUGAUUCGAUAUAUGGAGUCUAUUGCUGCUAUAGCGGCUGGCAGGCACACACAAAGUGAUGUCGUAACUGCCUCAAUCGACAGUCUGAACUUUAUCCGAUCAGCACAAAUUGGCGAUGUCAUUACCUUAAGGGCAGUAGUAUCUGCUGCAUUUACUCAUUCAGUGGAAGUAUACGUGACUUGUGAAGCUCCAUCUGGAAUUACGAAUGACGGGUAUAUGACAUUGGUUGCAGUUGAUAGUAGUGGUGAAUUGGUGAGAGUACCUCCACUGUCGACUGAUACAGACGAGGAAAAGGUUCGUGAAGCUGGUGCUUCUGAACGGAGGAUGACUCGUUUGAAGCAUCGUGCUUCUUUGAGAAUAUGA
This is a messenger RNA of Synchytrium microbalum, 1137 nucleotides long. RefSeq lists its product as uncharacterized. The transcript is spliced from 7 exons. The record is from RefSeq and is a predicted model, not a curated record. Bases 1 to 1137 code for a protein of 378 amino acids. Gene Ontology annotation, molecular function: thiolester hydrolase activity. Lineage: Eukaryota; Fungi; Chytridiomycota; Chytridiomycetes; Synchytriales; Synchytriaceae.